AUGACAACAAAUUCCAAUGAUGGUGCUGGUGGUGAAAAUGGAAAUGGAAAUGGAAAUGGACUUGAAGGAAUUCGAGGAAUAUUGAUUUCAGGUGGAGAAGAAGGAUCUUUUAUAAUGGAAGGUGGUGGAAAUAGAUCAGAUGGUGGCAGUGGUGGUAGUGAUGGUACUGGUGAUGAACAUGAACGUGGCGGUGGCGGGGGUAGAGAACAUGGCGGAGGCGGCGGUGGAGAACAUGGCGGCGGUGGUGCUGGUGCACACACCCGAGGAGGUGGAAUAUUUGGUGCCGCCGGUGACCCAGGACAAAUUCUGUGUCCACAAUGUUCCGUUUCUACAGGUGGAAGAACGGUUGGUGGUGUCAUCACCGCAACUUCUUGA
Molecule: messenger RNA, 375 nt
Organism: Manihot esculenta (cassava)
Lineage: Eukaryota; Viridiplantae; Streptophyta; Magnoliopsida; Malpighiales; Euphorbiaceae
Product: rRNA 2'-O-methyltransferase fibrillarin
Exons: 2
Coding region: 1-375 (124 amino acids)
Source: RefSeq, a predicted model, not a curated record